Periconia digitata is the source of this 1848-nucleotide messenger RNA. NCBI's taxonomy places the organism in Eukaryota, Fungi, Ascomycota, Dothideomycetes, Pleosporales, Periconiaceae. The record is from the annotation of a GenBank genome assembly.
AGACUGACUCGUUCAGACAGUAAUGAAUGUGAUACAGAACCCGAGGACAAUCAGACAUCAUAUCUCACUCCACUCGCACCUAGGCAGAUACUUCGAAACCAGGCAAUGAGGCACAUCACUCCAAUCUUCCAGGCUGCACAGCAAGUUCUGGUGUUAGAUUGGGAGCUUGGGCAACUAGAUCAUCCUUCGAAUGACCUUGUGUCGGCGAUGAUUUUAGGAGGCAAGUGGUCUCAUCGCGCUUGGACCUUUCAAGAAGGCUCUUCGGCUCAGGCUUGUCGUUUUAAGCUCGGUGGUGGCGCGCCCGCUUUUCUUCGAGACAUGGGAUCACGUGAUCCAAGGCUGUGGGAUGCUAGAAUUUUCGACGACGGGGAACCUCUGCGAUCAAGUCUGAGUACUGAACUCAAGAGGGCUUCUCGUAAUCUCUUGCGUAUUAAACAGCCAAUAACACCCAUCGAAAGUCAGAUUAGCCAAUUCUGGGUACCACUGAAGUCUAAGCUUGUGGACCAAUUAAACGAGAACCGCAAAAACCUGACAAGCGAUGGAUGGUUUGUCACGGUCACUUCAAAGGAGAGAGACUAUCAUCUAAGACGUUUGGAGACGCUCGUUCAUGUAUGGAACGAUCUGAGGGGACGUAACGCCACUAGACCGACCGAUGCGUUUAUCAUCUUCGCAAAUCUCCUUGACUUCGAUGCAACAGCUUUGAACAAGUUAGAAAGCCGCUGGAAACUACCUGCCAUUCUGAAGAGCUGCAAGAUAGUUCCGUUGUCACUUAUGUUCAACACACAGACAGCGAUAUACAAGUACAGUCAUAUUUCGCAGCGAACAGAAAUCGAUGGCCAAGCACACGAUACCGAGGAUAACAUCAUCAGCAACAUAUGGCCACGGCAUUCAUUAUGGAUACCAUCAGAAAUCAGAGGUGAUUCAUUGCGUGGUGGCAGCGCCCUUGAAGUAGUUGAAGAAGAAGCGACAGCAACACUCGCAACUUCUUGCUGGUCACAUCUGACUAUCUGGGUGGAGAAGUGGGAGUAUCGGCACCUCGCUCUGACCUCUGAGAACCCCAAUUAUGGCGAGUUCAAUUCAAGAACGCUGAAUAAAUUACAUUUAAGCGGUGAAGGGGUAGACAACAUGUUUGUCAUUGAGUGUUUCCUGCCACAUCGUAGGUUAAAACGGAGUACUUGGCUGAAAGAGCAAUUUAAUGAACCUCCGCGACCCGCGUUCGGACCGCGAAUCACCGAAGCUGAUCGUUCAAGGCUAUAUCAGAAAUGCAAACGCGAGUUCAACAAAGGCCAGAAGGUUUUAUACAUUCUGGAUAUGAGCUACGGAAUGGACACCAUAAUUGGGUACCGCGGCCGGGGUGCUCGCUUCAGUGUGCUCGAGGAUGAUGGCACAAACAUUCGCGUUGAGUAUGAUUGUCCUGUGAAGAUCUGGACUCUCUGGCAGUGGGAUUAUCACCAUGCACGCAAAGACACAGCCGAUACGCCUAGUAAUAUGGUGGAAAUCAAAGCCGAGAAGUUCUAUAGCCAAAAGGAGAAACGGGAGAUUUACGUCAAGAACGAUGAUCGUCCUCACACCAAACUCACGUCAAUAGAGCUUCGCAAAGCUCACCUUGUUACCCCGUUCACGGCUUGCUUAUACGUGGGAUUCAUUACUGCUGGUAUCUCUGUCUGUUGUGCAGAAAGUGCGCUCUCCCAACUAUGCCGUGGGCAUGACAUAAACACCUGUUUUGUCAUCCCUAUAGGACCGUCUUUCGUAGUAGGAUACGUUGUAGGUGUCCUUUUGGCUCUUGUCAGCUACAAAGGGUAUUACCGGUGGCGAACACGGAUUUGGCUGCGUAAUUAUGGCUUGUAG